AUGUCCAGAAGGGAGCUUGGAGUAGAGCCGCUGCUGCAAAACGUCUUACCGGCGGCGGCGGUGGAUCGUGACGGCGGCGGUGGAUCGCGGCAGCGGCGGUGGAUCGUGGUGGUGGCGGUGGAUCGCGGCGGUGGAUCGUGGUGGUGGCGGUGGAUUGUGGUGGUGGCGGUGGAUCGUGGUGGUGGAUCGUGGUGGUGGCGGUGGAUUGUGGUGGUGGCGGUGGAUCGUGGUGGUGGCGGUGGAUCGUGGUGGUGGCGGUGGAUUGUGGUGGUGGCGGUGGAUUGUGGUGGUGGCGGUGGAUUGUGGUGGUGGCGGUGGAUUGUGGUGGUGGCGGUGGAUUGUGGUGGUGGCGGUGGAUCGCGGCGGUGGAUUGUGGUGGUGGCGGUGGAUCGUGGUGGUGGAUCGUGGUGGUGGCGGUGGAUUGUGGUGGUGGCGGUGGAUCGUGGUGGUGGCGGUGGAUCGUGGUGGUGGCGGUGGAUCGUGGUGGUGGCGGUGGAUUGUGGUGGUGGCGGUGGAUUGUGGUGGUGGCGGUGGAUCGCGGCGGUGGAUCGUGGUGGUGGCGGUGGAUCGCGGCAGCGGCGGUGGAUCGUGGUGGUGGCGGUGGAUCGCGGCAGCGGCGGUGGAUCGUGGUGGUGGCGGUGGAUUGUGGUGGUGGCGGUGGCGGUGGAUCGUGGUGGUGGCGGUGGAUCGCGGCAGCGGCGGUGGAUCGUGGUGGUGGCGGUGGGUCGCGGCGGCUACGAAUCAUGGCGGCCAGAGACCUCGGAAAGUCAGGCUUUUGUUCCCCAGAGUGAAGUGAACGGACAGAGAAAACCUCAGCGCACACGAGAGCUCUUCAGCGGCGAAGAGGAGACGAGUGGACAGAUGCAGCAAUCAUGCUCUUGUGCGUGUGGCGGAGGGGUCGGGUGCGGAGUAGCUGCCGGGGUCUGGGGGUCACGUCUUGUUCGCGCCCCCCCUCUCCGGGCGUCUAAUCAGGUGUGUGAUGUCACAGAGGUGUGUGAUGUCACAGAGGAGGUGUGUGAUGUCAUAGAGGUGUGUGAUGUCACAGAGGUGUGUGAUGUCACAGAGGAGGUGUGUGAUGUCAUAGAGGUGUGUGAUGUCACAGAGGUGUGUGAUGUCACAGAGGAGGUGUGUGAUGUCACAGAGGAGGUGUGUGAUGUCACAGAGGAGGUGUGUGAUGUCACAGAGGAGGUGUGUGAUGUCACAGAGGAGGUGUGUGAUGUCAUAGAGGUGUGUGAUGUCACAGAGGUGUGUGAUGUCACAGAGGUGUGUGAUGUCACAGAGGAGGUGUGUGAUGUCACAGAGGAGGUGUGUGAUGUCACAGAGGAGGUGUGUGAUGUCACAGAGGAGGUGUGUGAUGUCAUAGAGGUGUGUGAUGUCACAGAGGUGUGUGAUGUCACAGAGGAGGUGUGUGAUGUCACAGAGGAGGUGUGUGAUGUCAUAGAGGUGUGUGAUGUCACAGAAGAGGUGUGUGAUGUCACAGAGGAGGUGUGUGAUGUCACAAAGGAGGUGUGUGAUGUCACACAGUGGAUCUCUGGAUUGUGUUUUUAA
Molecule: messenger RNA, 1548 nt
Organism: Knipowitschia caucasica
Lineage: Eukaryota; Metazoa; Chordata; Actinopteri; Gobiiformes; Gobiidae
Source: the annotation of a GenBank genome assembly